Molecule: messenger RNA, 3288 nt
Organism: Python bivittatus (Burmese python)
Lineage: Eukaryota; Metazoa; Chordata; Lepidosauria; Squamata; Pythonidae
Source: RefSeq, a predicted model, not a curated record
AUGAAAAGCAGAAGAAAUGGUAUCCUGGAGAGCUCAAAAAGUCUUUAUUCCAGUAUCUCUCGUAGCAUGGAUCUAUCAUACAGUGAAAGUGAUUUGGUGCACUUUGUUCAAGAGAACUUUAAGAAGAGAAUGUGUGUGUUUUUCACUAAAGAUGCCAAGUCCAAUGACAACCAAUGUAAGUGUGGAUAUUUGAAAUCACAACAUGUAGAAGAGAUGCAGAUUAACAAUAAUGAGAAAUGGAAUUAUAAAAAACAUACCAAAGAAUUCCCAACUGAUGCUUUUGGGGACAUUGAAUUUGAAAAUUUGGGUAAGACAGGAAAGUACAUUCGCCUGUCAUGUGACACAGACUCUGAAACCCUCUAUGACCUAAUGACCCAACACUGGCAACUGAAAACACCCAACCUCAUCAUCUCUGUCACAGGUGGAACAAAAAAUUUUGCCUUAAAGCCACGCAUUCGUAAGAUUGUCAGCCGGUUGAUCUAUAUUGCACAAUCCAAAGGAGCCUGGAUAUUCACUGGAGGUACACAUUACGGACUGAUGAAGUAUAUUGGAGAAGUAGUACGAGAUAAUACUAUCAGUAGGAGCUCUGAAGAGAAUGUGGUUGCUAUUGGCAUAGCUGCUUGGGGCAUGGUAUCUAAUCGUGAGAGUCUUAUCAGAAGCUGUGAUACUGAGACAUAUUAUUCAGCACACUACAUCAUGGAUGACCUCAAAAGGGACCCAUUAUACUGCUUGGAUAAUAACCAUACACAUCUAAUUUUGGUUGAUAAUGGAACUCAUGGGUAUCAAGGUAUAGAGGCAAAGCUACGCGCCCAGUUAGAAAAAUAUAUUUCAGAACGCAUUAUUCCAGAUUCUAAUUAUGGUGGAAAGAUUCCAAUUGUGUGUUUUGCCCAAGGAGGAGGAAAAGAAACUCUGAAAGCGAUUAACACUGCCAUCAAGAACAAAAUUCCCUGUGUUGUGGUGGAAGGUUCUGGUCAGAUAGCAGAUGUGAUUGCAAGCUUGACAGAGGCUGAAGGCACCUUGACUUCCUCAUCUGUUAAAGAGAGAUUGCUCAGAUACUUGCCUCGCACACUUUCUAGACUCGGUGAAGAGGAAAUUGAGAGUUGGAUCAAAUGUAUCAAAGAAAUAUUUGAAAAUCCUCAUCUGCUAACUGUGAUCAAAAUUGAAGAAGCUGGAGAUGAAAUUGUGAGCAAUGCCAUUUCAUAUGCUCUUUAUAAAGCUUUCAGCAGAAACGAACAAGAUAAAGAUAACUGGAAUGGUCAACUGAAAUUGCUUUUGGAAUGGAAUCAGUUGGAUCUAGCCAGUGAAGAGAUUUUUACCAAUGAUCGACGUUGGGAGUCUGCUGAUCUUCAGGAUGUCAUGUUUACAGCCCUGGUAAAGGACAGACCAAAAUUUGUUCGUCUCUUUCUUGAAAAUGGGCUAAAUCUAAGGAAGUUCCUCACUCAUGAAGUUUUAACAGAACUCUAUACAAACAACUUCAGCAAUCUGGUGUUUAAAAACCUACAAAUUGCUAAGAACUCCUACAAUGAUGCUCUUCUUACUUUUGUGUGGAAGAUGGUAGAGGAUUUCAGAAAGGGCAUAAAAAAAGAAGACAAAAAUGCCAAAGAUGACAUAGAGAUACAGCUGCUGGAUGGAUCUCUUAUUACGAGGCAUCCCUUGCAAGCUCUCUUUAUUUGGGCUGUCCUUCAAAACAAAAAGGAACUAUCCAGCGUAAUUUGGGAGCAGACAAGAGGCUGUACCUUGGCAGCACUAGGGGCCAGCAAGCUCCUGAAAAGCUUGGCUAAGGUAAAGAAUGAUAUUAAUGCUGCUGGAGAAUCAGAAGAGCUGGCAAAUGAGUACGAAACAAGAGCUGUGGAGUUGUUCACGGAAUGUUACAGCAGUGAUGAAGAUCUGGCAGAACAGCUUCUUAUUUAUUCCUGUGAAGCAUGGGGUGGAAACAGUUGUCUAGAACUUGCUGUAGAAGCUAAGGACCAACAAUUCAUUGCUCAGCCAGGAGUCCAGAAUUUUCUUUCCAAACAAUGGUAUGGGGAAAUUUCCAGAGACACCAAGAACUGGAAGAUCAUUCUGUGCCUUUUUCUUUUCCCUUUAAUAGGGUGUAGCUUCAUUUCCUUCAGGAAAAAGCCAAUAGAAAGGAGAAAAAAGCUGUUCUUCUAUUAUGCGUGGUUCUUCACUUCACCAUUUGUGGUCUUCUCUUGGACUGUCAUCUUCUACAUUGCCUUUCUCCUCCUUUUUGCCUAUGUCCUGCUCAUGGAUUUCCAAAAAGAGCCCACCAUGCUGGAACUGAUUCUCUAUGUGCUAGUUUUCAUCCUGCUUUGUGAUGAAGUGAGACAAUGGUAUAUGAAUGGGAGUAAAUAUUUUUCUGAUUUAUGGAAUGUUAUGGACACCCUUGGAAUUUUCUACUUCAUAUCAGGAAUUGUGUUCAGGCUCCACUCUUCAAAUGAAACAUCUUGGUAUUCUGGCAGAGUAAUUUUUUGUCUGGAUUACAUUAUUUUUACUCUAAGAUUAAUCCAUAUUUUCACAGUAAGCAGGAAUCUCGGUCCCAAGAUAAUUAUGCUUCAAAGGAUGCUGAUAGAUGUCUUCUUCUUCUUGUUCCUCUUUGCUGUGUGGAUGGUGGCUUUCGGUGUAGCCAGACAAGGGAUCCUACGAAAGAAUGAACAGCGUUGGGAAUGGAUAUUCCGAUCAGUCAUCUAUGAGCCUUACCUUGCAAUGUUUGGCCACUAUCCUUCUGAUAUUGAUGGUACAACAUAUGAUUUUGAUCACUGUACCUUCCUUGGAAAUGAAUCCAAGCCUCUGUGUGUUGAAGUGGAUUCCAAUAACCUCCCUCGCUUCCCCGAGUGGAUUACUAUUCCAUUAGUGUGCAUCUACAUGCUGUCCACCAAUAUCCUCUUAGUUAAUUUAUUAAUAGCCAUGUUUGGAUAUACUGUUGGAUCAGUUCAGGAGAAUAAUGACCAAGUAUGGAAGUUCCAGCGUUACUUCUUGGUUCAAGAGUACUGCAGCCGUUUAGCUAUACCAUUUCCUUUUGUCAUCUUUGCCUAUAUCUACAUGGUGAUGAGGAAACUUUUUAAAUGCUGUUGUAAAAAUGAAUAUAGAGAACCAUCCAUUUGCUGUUCAAGAAAUGAAGAUAAUGAAACUUUGGCAUGGGAAGCUGUCAUGAAAGAAAAUUACCUCGUGAAAAUUAAUACCAAGCCCAGUGACUUAUCCGAAGAAAUGGCCCAACAAUUUAGGCAACUGGAUACUAAGCUGAAUGAUUUGAAGUCUCUUCUGAAAGAUAUCACUAACAAAUUAAGAUGA